Carlito syrichta (Philippine tarsier) is the source of this 5125-nucleotide messenger RNA. It is a transcript of the gene NEK1, whose product is annotated as NIMA related kinase 1. Gene Ontology annotation, molecular function: ATP binding; protein kinase activity. Bases 46 to 3900 code for a protein of 1284 amino acids. Gene Ontology annotation, biological process: protein phosphorylation. The transcript has 35 exons. Lineage: Eukaryota; Metazoa; Chordata; Mammalia; Primates; Tarsiidae. The record is from RefSeq and is a predicted model, not a curated record.
UUUUUUAUGUCUAGCAUACCUGUAAAGAUGACUUAGAAAAAAAACAUGGAGAAGUAUGUUAGACUACAGAAGAUCGGAGAAGGUUCAUUUGGAAAAGCUGUUCUUGUCAAGUCUACAGAAGAUGGCAGACAGUACGUUAUCAAGGAGAUUAACAUCUCAAGAAUGUCCAGUAAAGAAAGAGAAGAAUCAAGAAGAGAAGUUGCAGUGUUGGCCAACAUGAAGCAUCCAAAUAUUGUCCAGUAUAGAGAAUCAUUCGAAGAAAGCGGCUCUCUUUACAUCGUCAUGGACUACUGUGAGGGAGGGGAUCUGUUUCAGCGAAUCAACGCUCAGAAAGGCGUUUUCUUUCACGAGGAGCAGAUUUUGGACUGGUUUGUACAGAUAUGUUUGGCCCUGAAACAUGUACAUGAUAGAAAAAUUCUUCAUCGAGACAUAAAAUCGCAGAACAUAUUUUUAACCAAAGAUGGAACAGUACAGCUUGGAGAUUUUGGAAUUGCUAGAGUUCUUAAUAGUACCGUCGAGCUGGCUCGAACUUGCAUAGGGACCCCAUACUACUUGUCACCUGAAAUCUGCGAAAAUAAACCAUACAAUAAUAAAAGUGACAUUUGGGCUCUGGGAUGUGUCCUAUACGAGAUGUGUACACUAAAACAUGCAUUUGAGGCUGGCAGUAUGAAAAACCUGGUACUGAAGAUCAUAUCUGGAACUUUUCCACCGGUGUCUUUGAAUUAUUCCUAUGAUCUCCGCAGUUUGCUGUCUCAGUUAUUUAAAAGAAAUCCUGGGGAUAGACCAUCUGUCAACUCCAUAUUGGAGAAAGGCUUUAUAGCCAAACGCAUUGAGAAGUUUCUCUCACCUCAGCUUAUUGCAGAAGAAUUUUGUUUAAAAACAUUUUCAAAGGUGGGAGCUCAGCCUGUGCCAGCUAAAAGACCAGCUUCGGGACAAAGCUUGGCUUCUGUUGUGCCUGCUCAGAAAAUUACAAAGCCUGCUGCUAAAUACGGUAUACCCUUGACAUAUAAGAAGUACGGAGAUAAAAAACCACAUGAAAAGAAGCCACUGCAGAAACAGAAACAGGCCCAUCAAACUCCAGUGAAGAGAGUAAAUCCUGGAGAAGAAAGGAGGAAAAUGUUUGAGGGUACAACAAGAAAGAGAAGGUUGGAAUUUACUGAAAAAGGAAAGAAACAGAAGGAUCAGAUUAUUAGUGUAAUGAAGGCUGAGCAAAUGAAAAGGCAAGAGAAGGAAAGGCUGGAGAGGAUACACAGGACCAGGGAGCAAGGCUGGAGAGACGUGCUGCGUGCCGGCGGAGGCGGGGAGGUGAAGACCCCCUUUCUUGGCAGUGGAGGGGCUGUGGCUUCAUCAUCCUUUAAAUCACGAGGACAGUAUGAACAUUACCAUGCCAUUUUUGAUCAAAUGCAGCAGCAAAGGACAGAAGAUCGUGAAGCUAGAUGGAAAGGAGAAACACAUGGCCGGGGACUACCAGAAAGAGGGAUUCUGCCUGGAGUUCGUCCAGGAUUUCCUAGUGGGGCUGCAGGUCAUCACCAUUUUCCUGAUGCUGAUGAUAUUAGAAAAGCUUUGAAAAGAUUGAAGGCCGUGUCUAAACAAGCCAGUGCAAACAGGCAGAAAGCGCAACUAGCUGUAGAAAGAGGUAAACAAGUGGAAGAAUUCCUGCAGCGAAAACAGGAAGCCAUGCAGAACAAGGCUCGAGCGGAAGGACACAUGGAGAUCCUGCAUCACCGGGCAGCCCUGGCUGGAGGCGGGCCCCGGUCGGCUGGAGGAGGGCAGCCCAAGAACAAGGAGGAAGAGGUUUAUUUGGCAAGACUGCGGCAAAUAAGACUACAGAAUUUCAAUGAGCGCCAACAGAUUAAAGCCAAGCUACGUGGUGAAAAGAAAGAAGCUGUUAGUUCGGAAGGACAAGAGGGAAGUGAAGAGGCUGACACAAGGCGCAAAAAAACCGAAUUGCUUAAGGCCCAAGCAAAUGCACAUGCUGCUGUGCUGAAGGAACAGCUGGGGCGGAAGAGGAAGGAGGCAUAUGAGAGAGAGAGGAAGGUGUGGGAGGAGCAGCUGGUGGCUAAAGGAGGGAAGAGUUCUGCUGCUUCUGCACCUCCGGGGCAGCCAGAGGGAGGCGGCUCUCCAUCAAAGCAGCCCACGAGGUCUGUGGUUUCUGUGACGUCGGCUUUGAGAGAAGUGGGCGUGGACAGUUUAGCCUAUAUCCAGGAGACCUCAGAAGAAAUGCAGAGGACCAACAAUGCUAUUUCAAGUAAGCGAGAAAUAUUGCGUAGAUUAAAUGAAAAUCUUAAAGCUCAAGAAGAUGAAAAGGUAAAGCAGCAUCAGUCUGACACUUGCGAGACAGUUGUCUGUGAAGAUGCUAAAGAGCUGGAAGAAGAAAAAGCCAUUUCCUCUGAGCGCAAGAAGUGGGAACCAGGAGGUCAGCUUGUGAUCCCUCUGGAGACAUCAACACUGGACUCGUCCUUCAGUGUCACUGCAAAACAUACCAUGGGAGAGGCCAUUAAAUUAGAUCCUGGGAGCUCCCCAAGAAGAGCCUGGGGGAAGAGCCCGACAGAGUCUGUGCUCAGGAUCCUUGGAGAAGCUCAGCUACAACUUCAGACAGAGCUGUUGGAAAACACAGCCACAGGAAGUGUGAUUUCUCCUGAAGGGGAAAGAUACAAACCCUUAGUUACUGGAGAACAAAAAGUACAAUGUAUUUCACUUGAAAUAAACCCAUCGGCUACUGUUGAUUCUCCUACUGAGACAAAAAGUCCAAAGUCUAGUGCAAUAUCAUCACCACAGAUGUCAUUGAAAUCAGAAGGAAAUUCGGAAGAGCCUGACGACUUGGAGACAGAAGCUCUGCAGGAGCCAAGGGAAGCAAGCAAAGACGACAGCCUGCCACGCCCCCUCCACGACACGUGGGUCAACGUGGAGCCAAACGCAAGGGAUACCAAGUUGGAGGACAGGGUCACCAUUCGGCCAAAUGAAGGUCCUGAAGGUGGACUGUCGAGCCGUGUGGACCAGCUUAGUGACAUUCACACAGAACCUGGAAUAGAUGACUCUCAGCACUCUAAAUAUGAUAUAGAGAAGUCUCUUCUACCGGAACCAUUUUUCCAUAGAGUGGUUCAGUCUGAACAGUUGAACGUAGUCUCUCAAGUUCAGUCAAUUCAGUGUUCACCAGAAGAAUCUCUUCCACUUAGAUCUCACUCUGAUUCACCAUCAAGAAAUAAAAACAAGAACUCCUUGCUGAUUGGACUUUCAACUGGCCUGUUUGAUGCAAACAACCCAAAGAUGCUGAGGACAUGUUCACUUCCAGACCUCUCAAAGCUGUUCAGAACCCUGAUGGAUGUACCCACUGUAGGAGAUGUUCACCAAGACAAUCUCGAGAUCGAUGACAUUGAAGAUGAGCCCAUUAAAGAAGGCCCUUCGGAUUCAGAAGACAUUGUGUUUGAAGAGCCAGACCCAGACUUGCGAGAGCUCCAGGCCUCGAUGGAGCAGUUGCUGAGGGCGCAGCCUGGGGAGGACAGCGAGGAGGAGGCGGAGGCGGAGGCGGCCCUGGGGAGCAGCGGCGCGGGGCUGGCCGCGGGCGUGGAGCCGGACGACAGCCCCGGCAGCGAGAGCGCCCUGGACGAGGAAUGGCGCUCGGAUAACAGUGAUGGUGAAACUGCCAGCGAAUGUGAAUAUGACAGUGUCUUUAACCACUUAGAGGAGCUGAGACUUCAUCUGGAACAGGAAAUGGGUUUUGAAAAGUUCUUUGAGAUUUAUGAGAAAAUAAAGGCUAUUCAUGAAGAUGAAGAUGAAAAUAUUGAAAUUUGUUCAAAAGUAGUUCAGAAUAUUUUGGGAAACGAACAUCAGCAUCUUUAUGCCAAGAUUCUUCAUUUAGUCAUGGCAGACGGAGCCUACCAAGAAGACAAUGAUGAAUAAUUCUCAGAACAUUCUUUAAUACUCAACUAAAUGAAAGCACUUGAAUUUGGCUCAUUGGAAUAAUAAGCUUCAGUGGAAUAUACAGAAAUUACUCAUAAAAAUCCCAGAUUUAAGAUGGAUAUGCUUAUUGCAUGAAAAAGACAGAGGAAGAUGCCAUUUUUCAAUGAAGAUUCUAGUAUUUUAUAUAUUUUAUUUUGUUCCUUGAGGUCUGUAGUUAAGUCCUGUAGAAUGUAUACUCCAUUAAACCAUCCAACCAAAGCAUAAGAAACGUUGACCCAGAACUCAGCUUAAUGGCUUUGAAGAUUCACUAUGCAAUAAGGUAACUGACUUUUAGCAAACGUCUUUAGGUCAGAGGAAUUACCUGUGUCGUGGAAAACUUGCCUGUGGUUUUCCCUUUACGUCUUUAAGCAUGACCUUGUUUUCUGCCUAGUGCUCAUUUUCAUCCUGGCCAGCAAUUUUGCAUUAAAUAACCUUGCCAAGGGCUCUACUUAAAUCUUUACAUUUUGAAGAUGGAAUUUUUAGCCUUAAGGUUUAUAUUCUCAAGACCUCUUUCAGCCAGUGUGUCUCUUGAAUUAGCUCAGUGGAAACAGUCUUAGAAAUCAUUGAAAUAUUUGAUUAUGAAAGAAUAGCAAAAUUCUGUUUCAAAAAAGUUGGUCUACUGCCUCUAUUUCUCUUUAAGGACCAGAAUCAGGAAUAUUAUCUCUAAAAAUUAGUCUGUGGUUCUCAACAUUGAUGUUGCAUACAGCAUAAAGUUGCCCUGAUAGUUUUUAACCUCCCUUCACACAUGUGCUCCAAGGAUAAUAUAAGGUUAAAAAGGAAAAAGGACUCAUUUUUAUUUUGAUUCUGUAACAGUUUUGGUAACGGGUUUUCUGAAAGACAAUGUUUGCCUCUUGUUCUUUUUCCCAUUGUGAGAGGGUGUCGUUAGGCCACUAAGAUACUGGUUACAUGGCUCAGUUGCAAUAUGCCAAGUAUUAUGGUUUUAUCAGAGAUGUCAACAGUCCAGAUGUUUUUAGUAAUAGAAGCAAUAUGUUUGAACCUCUGAGUACAAGGCAGCCCGAUUGACAUAAUAUGUCAUAUGAAAAAUAAAAUCUUAUCUUGUGGCACUACCAAGUACUAUGUUGAAUUUAUUAUGUAUGUUUUUUCUAACACCUAGAACUAAAUAUUUGACUUUUAUAUGUUUGUUUAUUUUAUGAUAUUACUAUUAAAUUUUUAUUUUCUACCUGAA